CAGUGACGAGAGGCUUUGUCCGGUUCGGCGGUCUUUCUGUGAGGGUGUUUCGACGCGCUGGGCGGUUUGUGCUUUCAUCACAUUUGUUAACAGGUCAAAAUGCAGAUCUUCGUGAAGACCCUGACCGGCAAGACCAUCACCCUAGAGGUGGAGCCCAGUGACACCAUCGAGAACGUGAAGGCCAAGAUCCAGGAUAAAGAGGGCAUCCCCCCUGACCAGCAGAGGCUGAUCUUUGCCGGCAAGCAGCUGGAAGAUGGCCGCACCCUCUCUGAUUACAACAUCCAGAAGGAGUCAACCCUGCACCUGGUCCUUCGCCUGAGAGGUGGCAUGCAGAUCUUCGUGAAGACCCUGACCGGCAAGACCAUCACCCUGGAGGUGGAGCCCAGUGACACCAUCGAGAACGUGAAGGCCAAGAUCCAGGAUAAAGAGGGCAUCCCCCCUGACCAGCAGAGGCUGAUCUUUGCCGGCAAGCAGCUGGAAGAUGGCCGCACCCUCUCUGAUUACAACAUCCAGAAAGAGUCAACCCUGCACCUGGUCCUCCGUCUGAGGGGUGGCAUGCAGAUCUUCGUGAAGACCCUGACUGGCAAGACCAUCACCCUGGAGGUGGAGCCCAGUGACACCAUCGAGAACGUGAAGGCCAAGAUCCAGGAUAAAGAGGGCAUCCCCCCUGACCAGCAGAGGCUGAUCUUUGCCGGCAAGCAGCUGGAAGAUGGCCGCACCCUCUCUGAUUACAACAUCCAGAAGGAGUCAACCCUGCACCUGGUCCUUCGCCUGAGAGGUGGCAUGCAGAUCUUCGUGAAGACCCUGACCGGCAAGACCAUCACCUUGGAGGUGGAGCCCAGUGACACCAUCGAGAAUGUGAAGGCCAAGAUCCAGGAUAAAGAGGGCAUCCCCCCUGACCAGCAGAGGCUGAUCUUUGCCGGCAAGCAGCUAGAAGAUGGCCGCACUCUCUCUGAUUACAACAUCCAGAAAGAGUCGACCCUGCACCUGGUCCUCCGUCUGAGGGGUGGCUAUUAAUUAUUCGGUCUGCAUUCCCAGUGGGCAGUGAUGGCAUUACUCUGCACUCUAGCCACUUGCCCCAAUUUAAGUUUAGAAAUUACAAGUUUCAAUAAUAGCUGAACCUCUGUUAAAAAAUGUUAAUAAAGGUUUUGUUGCAUGGUAAGCA
This is a messenger RNA of Mus musculus (house mouse), 1165 nucleotides long. RefSeq names its product ubiquitin B (gene Ubb). Gene Ontology annotation, cellular component: neuronal cell body; nucleus; mitochondrial outer membrane. Lineage: Eukaryota; Metazoa; Chordata; Mammalia; Rodentia; Muridae. The record is from RefSeq and is marked validated. Bases 100 to 1017 code for a protein of 305 amino acids. The transcript has 2 exons. Gene Ontology annotation, biological process: positive regulation of protein monoubiquitination; positive regulation of protein ubiquitination.